CGUGAUACAUAACAGAUUCACAGUGCAUGUUACUGUGGGGGAUGAUCCUGUCCUAAAUGACCCAAAACUCAUGAAUUAACAGAAAUGUAGUCUCUACGCCAGGUUCCUCCAUGUACUCAUUUUUCUCAUUUUAAAAUUUCGGAAAUAUGGACAUUAAGGUAAAACAUGUUUUCUCCUGUGCUCUGAUUUGGUGCGUUUACAUGUCUCAGGUAACCUUUAUGAUACCAUUUUCUUAUAAGACACCCUUUACAAAGGGUCCUAACUAAUGUCUUUAUUAAUGUUUAAUUAAUAAUUUACUAAUGCUUUAUAGAUCAGUUAUAAGCCACUAAUGGAACAACUGUUGGGUUUCCAGGCUGUAAAAACUCUCUUUGACGGGCUAAACCAUUUGACCACUUAUUUCUAGAAAAUGGCUGCAGAUGAUCUGGACCAAAAUUCAAAAUCUUACAACUGGCUUGAUGGCUUGAUGAUAAAAACCCUGUAAUAAUGACUUAAUAACAUGUAUAAACUGCAGGCUUGAAGGCGAUUACUAGAAAGUGAGAUACCCAUGAGCAUUAUUUUUUAGCAGUGAUUGAUGGAUUACCAGCAUUUAUAACUGCAUUAUUACCAAAUAGAAAGGAUCAAUACAAGCCAACGGGAUUUUUCACAACCUGGCAACCCCUAAUAUGUUCUUACUAAUGGCUUAAAAUACUCUACAGAGCAUUACUAAAUAAUACAGCCAUUAGAUACAACUUAAACCCUUUGUAAGGAUGUCUUAUUAGAAAGUGGCACCACAUUAACGCACGUGUGGAGGUGAAAUAGACCCCAGUGGAUGAAUAGACUAUUAUGCAAAUAGUCCUCUCACUGCACCGUCAGUCAAUCGAUAUACGGCCAAAAAGCGAUUAAUAAAUUGCGAGCACUGGUUCAAGAACACGGGGGAAAUUACAGACCCGCUAAACACAGUUUUGUAGUGACACGAUGAGGCAGUCUACAUAUCACUGAAGUGUAUCAGCUUUGCUAUUGCGCACUUUCCCCUGCGUGUGCUGCCUUCAAGUGCUCACGAUUGCAACUCGGACGAAAUUUUCAUAGGUCUACAUAAAAUACAAAAUAAGCCAUUAAUACUUGCAUCUUGCUGCUGGAGCAAAAACUAGCUGUUUGACGCUUAAUUUCACAGAAAACUCAAUGGCCGCCGAACACAUAUUUUUGUUUUUAGGCCUAUUUCCGACCACACACACACUUAAAUCAGCGUCAACAAGUCGCUUUUACAACUUCACAUUGACUGAACCAGGAAUUUGGGAGGAGACCAUGAACGCAGCACGUCAUCCGCCGCGUGGACUCGCAGCAUCACCACCGUUAGUUAACGGCAAUGUGAGUUAACGGGAAAGUUCACUGUGUGAGUUCAGCCGUGUGUCGAGACGGGGAUAGUUUUACCAGGCGUGUGUUUCCAGACUUUCAGAAGCAUGCCAGCCUUUGGUGGAGCUGUGCCAUAAACGAGAAGAACAACGUGCCUUCCUCUGUUCCUCCAGGAGAGUCCUCUGGCCCAGUGUCUCCACCAGUGACCCCCAGGCGCCUCCUGACUCAGGGAUAUCAUGGGACCCCUCCACGUUCACCUUUCCACACUCCUCUUCCUCCUCCUCUCUCUCCUCCUCCUGGCCCACCCCUGCACUUCCUCCAGGCCUCAGGUUGUGGAGCGAGCGUCUGGCCCUGAGCAGCCUCAGUCCUCUGGUAACACUACGGGGUCUGGCAAGCGGACGUGUGCGGGCAUUGUGGUGUGUAAACCCGGCAUCCUGCUGCCGGUGUGGUUGCCACUAAACCCUUCACUGGGGGAGCAGGCAGGGAGGGCUGUCAUCUACUUCCUCUGUCUAAUGUACAUCUUCCUGGGUGUGUCCAUCAUCGCAGAUCGCUUCAUGGCAUCCAUAGAAGUCAUCACCUCUCAGGAGAAAGAGGUGACCAUCACCAAGCCCAACGGUGAAACGACAGUAACGACAGUGAGAGUCUGGAAUGAGACUGUGUCCAACCUCACACUCAUGGCCCUGGGCUCCUCAGCACCUGAGAUCCUGCUUUCUGUUAUUGAGGUGUGUGGGCACAACUUUGAUGCCGGGGAGCUCGGCCCGAGCACCAUAGUGGGCAGCGCUGCCUUCAAUAUGUUUGUGAUAAUUGGUCUGUGUGUGUGGGUGAUCCCUGACGGAGAGUCUCGCAAGAUCAAACACCUGCGAGUGUUUUUUAUUACGGCUUUCUGGAGUAUUUUUGCCUACAUUUGGCUCUACAUCAUACUGGCUGUCAUCUCGCCUGGGAUUGUAGAGGUGUGGGAGGCCGCAGUGACACUGCUUUAUUUUCCGGUGUGUGUGAUCUUGGCUUGGAUCGCUGACCGUCGCCUACUCUUCUACAAAUACAUGCACAAGCGUUACCGUGCUGACAAGAGGCACGGCAUUGUGGUGGAAAUGGAAGGUGACCUUGAGCCCAAAGGCAUUGACGUGAUCAUGGAUGGAAAGUUGUCAGAUGGCAGUUCAUGCCCUGGAAACUCCUCCAGUGUAACAGUCUCUGUGCAGACAGGCAAUGAACUGGACCAGAACAAAGAUGAGGUGGUCCGUAUCCUGAAAGACCUGAAGGAGAAACACCCAGACAAAGACCUGGACCAGCUGAUUGAGAUGGCCAACUACUCUGCCUUGGUUCACCAGAAGAAGAGCCGCGCCUUCUACCGUGUCCAGGCGACACGCAUGAUGAUUGGUGCCGGCAACAUAUUAAAGAAACAUGCUGCUGAGCACACACGUCGCUCAGGAGGCCAGGAGGCCGACAAGGCCACGUGCUCGCACAUUUGUUUUGAAAGUGCCCAGUACCAGUGCACAGAGAACUGUGGCUCUCUGAGUCUCGGGGUGAUCCUUGAGGGGGGCACAGGCCAGAACACUUUCUGUGUGGACUACUGUACAGAAAAUGGCUCUGCCAAUGCUGGGGCAGACUAUGAAUUCAGUGAGGGAACCCUAGUGUUUAAGCCAGGGGAGACCCGCAAAGAGAUCAAGGUGGGCAUCUUGGAUGAUGACAUCUUUGAGGAGGAUGAGCAUUUCUUUGUGCGUCUUCAGAACCUGAGGUUAGAAGAAGGUGGAAAUGAAGGGACAGGAACUCCACCCAAGGGUAGACUAGUGGAGCCGCUGGUUGCCACCAUCACCAUCUUGGACGAUGACCAUGCUGGCAUCUUCACCUUUGGGCAGCGAGUGCUGCGGGUGAGUGAGAGCACAGGCACGCUGAGGGUGACAGUGGUGAGGAACUCGGGCUCCAGGGGUACCGUUGCUGUGCCGUACCAUACAGAGGAUGGCAGUGCCAAGGCUGGGGUGGACUAUGAGGAGACCAGAGGGGAGCUGGAAUUCACCAAUGAACAGACCAGUCAGUUCUUACAAGUGCACAUUAUAAAUGUGGAGGAGUACGAGAAGCAGGAAAACUUCUUCAUUGUGCUUGAGGACCCUAAAUGGCUGAAGCGAGGAAUCUCUGCACUGCUGCUAAACCAGGGCAACCCCACCCCUGAGGAGGAAGAAGCCCGGAGGAUCUCUGAGAUGGGCAAACCCAUUCUAGGAGAGCACAGCAGGCUAGAGGUCAUCAUAGAGGAGUCCUGUGAGUUUAAGACUCCCAAUGGAGUACUAGACCAGAACACAGUGGACAAACUCCUGAAGGACACAAAUCUGGCUUUAGUGAUUGGCACUCACUCGUGGAGAGAGCAGUUCAUUGAAGCAGUCACAGUCAGUGCAGGUGAUGGGGAUGAGGAGGAGGGACAGGAGCAGCGAAUGCCGAACUGCUUCGACUAUUUCAUGCACAUAUUGUGCAUUUUUUGGAAGAUUCUGUUUGCUUGCAUCCCGCCCACAGAGUACUGGAAUGGCUGGGCGUGCUUCAUAGUGUCAAUCUCGGUCAUUGGUUUCUUAACAGCCAUUAUUGGAGACCUUGCUUCCCAUUUUGGCUGCACCAUCGGCCUGCGAGACACUGUCACUGCUGUGGUCUUUGUAGCACUGGGGACUUCACUUCCUGAUACCUUUGCCAGUAAAGUGGCUGCAACUCAGGACCAGUAUGCAGAUGCAUGUGUGGGAAAUGUGACAGGAAGCAACGCGGUUAAUGUGUUUUUGGGCAUUGGGGUGGCCUGGUCCGUGGCUGCCGUAUAUUGGGAAGUCAAAGGUAAGGUCUUCCGCGUGGACCCCGGCUCGCUGGCCUUCUCCGUCACACUCUUCACCAUUUUUGCCUUCUUCACUAUGGGAGUGUUGAUGCUACGCCGGAGGCCGUCCAUAGGCGGCGAGCUGGGAGGCCCGCGGAUCUCCAGAGUCCUCACUUCACUGCUUUUCUUUGGACUCUGGUUCCUCUACAUCCUCUUCUCCAGCUUGGAGGCCUAUUGCCAUAUACAAGGCUUCUGAGAGAGCACAUCUGGGGAGAGUAAUGACUGCACAAUAACAAACACACAUCACCAGGACAUUCACCUGUACAGUACUGUUACAGUAACUACCACUGAGAAGACCUGUCAUCACUUGACAACUGCUGCCAUGGUCCAUAAAAAAAUGUAUACAGACUCGCACAUGCAAAUCUGUACGUCACAUCCACUGCAGGGCAGCUCCAGUCAGUAGAAUUGAUUGUGACAGUACUGAUUAAUUUUCACUUAAGUGGACUAAAUAACAUGUAGUGACUGUUUUUGAUAAAGGAGAGCAAAUGGUCAACAUGUACUCUGUGAAGUCACUGGAUUUUGCUUGAUGGCUCAUAACCUGGAUUUCAAGUUUGGUCUAGUUUGUCCUCACGCUUAUAGAGGUUGGCUCAGAUCAGACUGUCUAACCUAGUAAAUAAAUUAGAAAAUCAAUGAUAGCUGCUUUUACACAGAUGGGCAAUGUAAGUGAUAAUACAUGACAAGCUGCCCUGAUACAUGAAAAUAAUGGUUGAAGAACACCACACUGCUUUGUGUUGUAGCAGUCAAAUCUAUUAUCUUUGUAUAUCAGAACACCUCUGAGUGAAUCACCACACUUAUACAGUGGCCACUUAUCACAGGCAAAAGUAGAAGCUGUGUUCAAACUGUCCCAUUUUUAAAGCUUGUUUGUUGUCAGUAAGCAUUAACGCAUAAUGUGGUCUUUUUGACAAGUUAGAGUUAAUUGGUAAGGUAGCUCGAAGCAAAAGUACUGUUGCUAUGGUUAUCUCCAAUCUUUGCGCACAGAUUUAGAACAAUAGUUCAACUGUUGACUGUUAAAGUGUUUUAGUUGUCUUGGUGUACAAUUUUGAAUGGAACUGCCAGCCAAUCAGAAGCAAGUGUUUUCUGUGGCCGUGGUACAAAACAAUGAGCACAGUUUGGUUACAAUCUACAGUCAGAGAUAAGCUGCUGUUGUGUAAUAUCUCUCACUGAUACAUUGUGUUUAUUUGUUGAGUUAUGUGACAGGAGGCAUUGUUUAAUGUAAUGUAAUGCACCUACUGAAUUGUAUCUCACUAUAAGUAUUGAAAAUAGUAAUUAUCAGAAAUGCACUACAUGGAUCCAAUAUAGAAAUGUAUAAUUGACAAAGAAUUACACAGGCAAUGAAUUUCUGAUAAGCUGUGGAAUGAAAAAAAAUGUACCUAGUAUCUGCCAUUGAGUGUGACUGUUUGAAAGUGAUGAUUCUUUCACCCCUGAAAUCUUAUCUGUUUAUUUAUCAAUGGUGUAAUUUAAUGUCUUUGUAAUUUAAUGUAUUUGAGCUGAUAUGAACAAAUAUAUAUUGUAAUUUAUUGUAAGUUGUCACUAUUACAUUGAAAUUUUAACUGAGUGUGCCUCCUUUGGAUACCUCACCCACACUGGUUGUUUAAGUAUUGUAUUAAUUCCUCAUUAGUGCAGAAGAAGACAGAUUGUCUCUGGAUUUGAAGAUGGUAAUACCAUGUUUGUUAGGGAAUAUGACAUGACAUUGGGGGCAUUUGUUCUAGAUUGGGGCACACUGACCUAAAUACAUAUUAUGCUCUUAAAUUCUGUGUUUCAUGUUAUAGAAGAUAUUUUAGGAUUAUGCAUCCAAAAAAAUGUGGAUAGCAGCUUCAGGAUUCUUAAAAGGAUACUGGCACUUUCAGAAAAUCACAUGAAGUGUGUUAACUUGGAAAAAGUAAGACUGAAAAGCAUGGCCCCAAAACACACCUCUGAGAUACAUUCCAAGUCAUUUUUGUGGAGGAAGACCAUAGCAACACAAUAACACCUGUCAUGCAGGUAAAAGACAAGAUAGUGA
This is a messenger RNA of Siniperca chuatsi (mandarin fish), 6167 nucleotides long. RefSeq names its product solute carrier family 8 member 2a (gene slc8a2a). Gene Ontology annotation, cellular component: sarcolemma; postsynapse; axon. Gene Ontology annotation, molecular function: calcium:sodium antiporter activity. NCBI's taxonomy places the organism in Eukaryota, Metazoa, Chordata, Actinopteri, Centrarchiformes, Sinipercidae. Gene Ontology annotation, biological process: sodium ion transmembrane transport; calcium ion import across plasma membrane; cell communication. The transcript is spliced from 14 exons. The record is from RefSeq and is a predicted model, not a curated record. The coding region runs from base 1566 to 4364 and encodes 932 amino acids.